Molecule: messenger RNA, 1350 nt
Organism: Aaosphaeria arxii CBS 175.79
Lineage: Eukaryota; Fungi; Ascomycota; Dothideomycetes; Pleosporales
Exons: 1
Coding region: 27-1091 (354 amino acids)
Cellular component (GO): membrane
Molecular function (GO): serine-type endopeptidase activity
Source: RefSeq, a predicted model, not a curated record
CAUCACUCUUCUUACACAUCAUCAAUAUGUCGCUUUUACGGCAUCUUGGCUCGACAUCACAGCGGAUACCGCUCUCAUGUCGAGCGUUAAAUGUGUCGCUGAACCAUCGCGCCGCGCAGCGACUUCCCCGAAACUUUUUGACACGUUACAAUCACCAUGAUCCACGGCAAUAUGGACGUGGUACGCCCCCUCCUCAAUAUAAUACUGGUGCACCAAAACCUCCGUCACAGGGUCAAUUAACUCAAGAUGAUAUCCGUGUUGCAGCGGAUCAAGUCUCAACGACAUAUACACAACAAGAGGCUAUCAAUAUUCUCAGUCGCCUGCCACAGGUUCAAGUCCGCUACCUAAGACCAUUUAUCUGGGCCAUUGCUGUUUCAUCAGGCAUAUAUGUCUUUCUAGCAUAUCGCGAAGCAAUAGACAGCGUCAAGCCAAAGCCGUGGUCUGCGCCACAAAUACAAUGGCGAAGACGCGAAGCGAUUCCCCCUCAAGAGUUAGUGGCGAAUUACUGGAAGAAUUUGGAUCCGAUUUCAAAGCUCAGUCAUGGUAUCAUUGCUACGAACGCUGGUGUACAUCUGACUAGCUUCCUUGUUCCAAGGUACUGGGAGAUGCUAUGGCACGCCCCGGCGUUAAAUCUCAACUAUUCCCUCUUUACAUCGACGUUUGUUCAUGGAGGACCUUUCCAUCUGUUCUUCAACAUGUGGGCAUGUUAUAAUUUCCUUCUUCCUACAGGAUACUCGAAGUUGUUUGAGGGUGACCCUUACCACACCUUGUCCUUCUUUCUUUCUACCGGCAUUCUCAGCGGAUACGCGCAGCACUUGACCACAAGGUUUCAAGAUCAAGCAAAGGUUCUCCGGUCAGGCGCUGUUCCUUCGGUCUGGAUCCGAUCCGGCGGAGCUAGCGGUGCACUUUUCGGCAUCUUCGGUGUAUUUUGCAUGCAGUAUCCCGACGCAGGCGUUGGUAUUGUGUUCAUUCCCAUAUCGAUUGCUGCCGCAAACUUCUUGCCCAUGGUCAUGGCGUUCGACCUUUAUGGUAUGGUACGCGGGUUUAGUAGCUUGAACCUGGGGCACGCCGUAAGUAGACCGGGUACUUGAUAUUCGGACCAAAAGCUAAAACGUGACAGGCGCAUCUUUCCGGGGCAUUGCUAGGUGUCGGAUACUCGUAUUUUGACGGGAAGAACCUGAUAUGGAAACCGCUUGUGCAAUACUUCAGGAAGCGGAUGCAGAACAAAUAGUCGGGGUGUCAUUGGGUUGAAUUGAUGAACAAGGUGUCAAUCUCCGGAAUGUCGUUAAGAUGGGCGCUCAUGGCAUGCUGCGCUCCUGUACAAAUAGCUCGCAAAAUAGUAAUCUAUCC